Messenger RNA from Hordeum vulgare subsp. vulgare (domesticated barley), 1031 nucleotides. RefSeq names its product COP9 signalosome complex subunit 1-like. The transcript is spliced from 6 exons. Lineage: Eukaryota; Viridiplantae; Streptophyta; Magnoliopsida; Poales; Poaceae. The record is from RefSeq and is a predicted model, not a curated record. The coding region runs from base 1 to 936 and encodes 311 amino acids. Gene Ontology annotation, cellular component: COP9 signalosome.
AUGACGCACCGGGUGGGAUGCGCCAUUGCUAUCACCCCCGCUAAAAUCCCCAAUCCCCGCGCCCCCGCGCCCCAAUCCAUCUCUCACCCCCGCGCCCCCGCGCCUCCGCCGCCGCCCCCGCGCCCAUCCCCUCAGUCAUCUCCCACGCUGUUCGAUCUUCUGGCCUCUUCGGCAGCCAUCCCCGCUGACCUCCGCGGCCCGCAACCAUGGCGACCGUCAUGCAAAAGAUCAAGGACAUCGAGGACGAGCAAAGCAGAGCAAACCCCAGACACCUUGGAUGCAGCCAUUGUUGCAAAGUUGCGAGCAGCUGCAGGAUUGGCCAACUUGGAGACAAAGAAAUACAAACUUGCUGCCUGUAAGUUUCUUGAGACAGGACCUGAACUAGGAAGCAACUACUCUGAAGUCAUAGCUCCGCAAGAUGUAGCUGUCUAUGGUGCCCUUUGUGCACUUGCUUCUUUCGAUCAUUUAGAACUGAAGAGCAAAGUUAUUGACAACAUAAACUUCCGUAACUUUCUUGAGCUAGUGCCUGAAGUAAGGGAGCUGGUCAAUGAUUUUUAUGCAAAUCGCUAUGGGUCAUGCUUGGAGCAUCUUGAGAAGCUAAAGCCAAAUCUCCUUCUGGAUAUUCAUCUGCGUGAGCAUCUGGAGACUCUGUACAAUGAUAUCCGCCACAAAGCUAUCGUACAGUACACGAUUCCGUUCAUAUCUGUGGAUCUCAACACAAUGGCUAGUGCCUUCAAGAGCUCGGUGUCCAUGCUGGAGAAAGAACUGGCUGCGCUGAUCACCGAGAACAAAAUACAGGCUCGGAUAGACUUCCACAACAAGAUCCUGUGUGCAAGGCAUGCUGACCAAAGAAACGCAACCUUCCUGCAGGCUCGCUCGUUGUUUGUUGUCUCAUUUGUCUCUCGCUAUAGAAGAAAUAUAAGAGUGUUUAUAUAGUACCCUGUUCUAGCAUUAUUGAUGAAUUGUAUUCGGAGACUGAUAUGAUGAAUUGUAUUCGGAGACUAAUAUGAUGAAUUGUAUUCCGAGACUAA